Molecule: messenger RNA, 3885 nt
Organism: Myxocyprinus asiaticus (Chinese sucker)
Lineage: Eukaryota; Metazoa; Chordata; Actinopteri; Cypriniformes; Catostomidae
Product: peroxisome assembly protein 12-like
Exons: 3
Coding region: 251-1306 (351 amino acids)
Biological process (GO): protein monoubiquitination; protein import into peroxisome matrix
Cellular component (GO): peroxisomal importomer complex; peroxisomal membrane
Molecular function (GO): protein binding; zinc ion binding; ubiquitin-protein transferase activity
Source: RefSeq, a predicted model, not a curated record
UGGAAGUCGGAGGAACUCAGAUGUUACACCGAAAACGGACGGGGUAAACAGGGAAAGACGGUUGUGAAAUAAAGAGUUUUUUUUUUUUGGACUAAAUUUAUUUUUUGAAACUUCUGAUAAAUAUUUAUUUUUGCAAAAUGAUAAAAACGGGCGUUGUGAAAAAAGAAGCACGCGUUGUUUUUAUAUUUACUGUCAAAGUUUUCAGUAUUUAAUUGUUCUGCUCGCAAACAACUGCACUGAUCCAGCUGUGAUGGCGGAGCGAGGUGCACACUUGACAACUGCAGCAGCAGCUGAAGAAGACAGACCGUCAAUAUUUGAAGUUUUAGCUCAGGACUCUUUGAUGAGUUCUGUCAAACCUGCCUUACAGCAUGCUGUGAAGAUCCUCGCAACGUCUAACCCUGCUCGUUACGGAGUUCUUUGGAGGAGGUUUGAUGAGAUUUAUGCCAUCCUGGAUUUGCUGUUGCAGCAUAAUUUCCUCUCCCGCACUAGCGCGUCAUUUUCAGAGAACUUCUAUGGUCUGAAGCGGGUAGGAACAGACAGCACACGUCCUGCCCACUUGGGACUCCGCCGCAGACAGCACUGGCGCUCCCUGCUCCUCUUGGCUCUCCUACCUUACCUGCACACCAAACUGGAAAAAAUCCUGGCUCGACAGAGAGAUGAAGAUGACUUCUCUAUCCGCUUACCACAGUCCUUCACACAGAAGUUGUACAGGGCUUUUUUGGCUGCAUACCCAUUUGUGUGCAUGGCCUGGGAUGGCUGGGUAUUUUGCCAACAGCUUUUGUAUGUCUUUGGCAAAACAAGGACACAUUCACCCCUUCUGUGGCUGGCAGGGGUUAAAUUGUCAUACCUCACAGCUCAUGACAUCCGCAGCCUUGAUCUGAAGCCAUCAGGCCUGGCACUGAGCCCUAGUCAAAGCAUUAGAGAGAAACUUCAGCACCUGAUCUCUACAGCUGUUGGUGGUGUUGCUGUAUCUCUUUCCACCAGCCUAUCAAUCGGAGUGUUUUUUCUGCAGUUUCUGGAGUGGUGGUAUUCAUCAGAGAACCACAGCACUGUUAAGUCCUUGACCUCCCUUCCAACCCCUCCACCACCUCUCCACCUUCAUAGCCAGGACACUUCACCCACACACAUCAAAGUCUGCCCGCUCUGCAGGAAAAUGCGCACCAAUGAAACAGCGCUUGCCACUUCAGGCUAUGUGUUUUGUUACAGGUGUAUAUAUGUGUAUGUCAAAGCCAACCACAGAUGUCCCCUUACUGGCUACCCAUCUGGACUGCAGCACCUCAUUAAAAUAUACACACUUGAUGGGUAGACUUGCCAUAGUGUCUAAGGCAAAUACUGUUAAUUUUAUUCCAGGUGUCUUUUUCAUUCACUAAUACAAAUUCUCGGAUUUUAAAUGAUUAUUUCCCAUUGUUCCAUUCCAGUUUUUAUCCUACAGAAAGCUAAAAUGUUUGUGGUAUUAGUUCACUGUAAAGUGGUUAUCGUCCAUCAAUUUGUUAAAUAUGUAAAUAUUUAAUUUGGCUGUGUACAUACUGUAUGUAAUCCUCUGUUAAUCAUCAUUGCUUGUACUCAUCUUUUACAAAUAUAGCUCUGUCCCAAAACAGUUUUGGAACAUUUUGCUCUUUAUCUAAUGCAACAUUACCUCUGAAUUAAAACGCUUUAUUAGUGAAUUAUAAUACUAAAACUGUGUUGAAUGAAACCUGAAUUUGGAGAUACUGUAGCGCACGCACACUGUAAAAAAUCCAACUUCAAUUUUGUCAGAUAGACUCAGUUUUAAAAUUUUACUGAACAAUCAAAUGUAGAAAAAGUUGAGAUUGCUUAAAACAAUCAAUAUAGUCAACUUGUGUGUAAGUCAGAGCAACUAAAAAUUUUAAACAGUGAGCACAUACAAUGUAAAGUUUUAUGGUGAUGGUAGAAUUUACAGGCUUUUGAGCAUGCUCAAGUCUCAGUCCUAAGGAGGCCAUUUGUGGCAGGAUAAUCAAAAUUAAAAUCUGUGGGAAGCUUGUAAGGCUAAGCACUAUGAACUUCAUGUUGUUGCAUCUGCUACUGAGCAUGCCAACUGGAGAAGCAUUGUGGCUGAAGGCAAUACCCACAAUCCUUUUCGCUUGAUUUUAUUAUAUGUGUUUGGUCAAAAUGUGCCAAUUUAUGAGGACAUGUAAAUAAUUUGUAAAUAAUCAGUUUUGAAUUAAUAGAUGUUUCAGCUCUGUGUGUUUUAAAUGAUGUUUUGCUGUAAAAAGAUUUUUUUGUUUAAAGUCAAAAUCAAGGUGAUUAGUGUUCACGUUGGUGAAGUUUCUUCAGUUAUUGUGUUGACUUCUAAAAGUUUGAAGUACUUGUUACCUACACCAACCUUUUAAAUUGGACCAACUAUUUGGUGUCUUGGUGGGGUUGACACAUGUUCUUAUGUAGAAAUGAAGGUCUGCUUAAUUAAGAAUCUUUUUACAGUGCAUCCGGAAAGUAUUCACAGCGCUUCACUUUUUCCACAUUUUGUUAUGUUACAGCCUUAUUCCAAAAUGGAUUAAAUUCAUUAUUUUCCUCAAAAUUCUACAAACAAUACCCCAUAAUGACAACGUGAAAGAAGUUUGUUUGAAAUCUUUGCAAAUUUAUUAAAAAUAAAAAACAAAACAAAAAUCACAUGUACAUAAGUAUUCACAGCCUUUGCCAUGACACUCAAAAUUGAGCUCAGGUGCAUCCUGUUUCCACUGAUCAUCCUUGAGAUGUUUCUACAACUUGAUUGGAGUCCACCUGUGGUAAAUUCAGUUGAUUGGACAUGAUUUGGAAUGGCACACACCUGUCUAUAUAAGGUCCCACAGUUAACAGUGCAUGUCAAAGCACAAAUCAAGCCAUGAAGUCCAAGGAAUUGUCUGUAGACCUCCGAGACAGGAUUGUAUCGAGGCACAGAUCUGGGGAAGGGUACAGAAAAAUUUCUGCAGCAUUGAAGGUCCCAAUGAGCACAGUGGCCUCCAUCAUCUGUAAAUGGAAGAAGUUUGGAACCACCAGGACUCUUCCUAGAGCUGGCCGCCUGGCCAAACUGAGCGAUCGGGGGAGAAGGGCCUUAGUCAGGGAGGUGACCAAGAACCCGAUGGUCACUCUGACAGAGCUCCAGCAUUUCUCUGUGGAGAGAGGAGAACCUUCCAGAAGAACAACCAUCUCUGCAGCACUCCACCAAUCAGGCCUGUAUGGUAGAGUGGCCAGACGGAAGCCACUCCUCAGUAAAAGGCACAUGACAGCCCGCCUGGAGUUUGCCAAAAGGCACCUGAAGGACUCCCAGACCAUGAGAAACAAAAUUCUCUGGUCUGAUGAAACAAAGAUUGAACUUUCAUGUCUGGAGGAAACCAGGCACCACUCAUCACCUGGCCAAUACCAUCCCUACAGUGAAGCAUGAUGGUGGCAGCAUCAUGCUGUGGGGAUGUUUUUCAGCGGCAGGAACUGGGAGACUAGUCAGGAUCGAGGGAAAGAUGAAUGCAGCAAUGUACAGAGACAUCCUUGAUGAAAACCUGCUCCAGAGCGCUCUGGACCUCAGACUGGGGCAAAGGUUCAUCUUCCAACAGGACAAUGACCCUAAGCACACAGCCAAGAUAACAAAGGAGUGGCUACGGGACGUCCUUGAGUGGCCCAGCCAGAGCCCAGACUUGAACCCGAUUGAACAUCUCUGGAGAGAUCUGAAAAUGGUUGUGCACCGACACUCCCCAUCCAACCUGAUGGAUCUUGAGAGGUCCUGCAAAGAAGAAUGGGAGAAACUGCCCAAAAAUAGGUGUGCCAAACUUGUAGCAUCAUACUCAAAAAGACUUGAGGCUGUAAUUGGUGCCAAAGGUGCUUCAACAAAGUAUUGAGCAAAGGCUGUGAAUACUUGUGUACAUGUGUUUGGUUUUUUUUUUUUAAUUUUUUUUUUUU